AUAAUAAAAAUGGGUUUGGUACGUGCAUUGGAGCAUGACCGAGAUUUCCAAACUGAAUUAGCCAGUGCUGGGACAAAACUUGUGAUUGUCGAUUUUACAGCAACUUGGUGUGGACCGUGUCAGAGAAUAGCUCCAGCCUUUCAGCAGUUAUCAACGAAAUAUCCGAAUGGAGUAUUUUUGAAAGUAGAUGUUGACAAGUGUGCUGAGACAGCGGCUAGCCAGAAUGUCAACUCGAUGCCAACAUUUAUAUUUUAUCGUAACCGGACUAAAAUUGACAGGUGUGAGGGUGCUAAUGCAACAGUAUUGGAAGCUAAAAUAGUUGAACAUUAUGGCAGCGGUGGUGGUGAUGACGACACUGAAGCUGUUGCUGGACAUAUGGACUUAUCCUCAUUUAUAAUUAAGAGCCAAUGUGAAUGUCUGAAUGAAUCAGACGACCAUAAUUUAGAGCACGGUUUAACUGCCGAAGGUUCUGGUUAUCUUGAAAGCGAUUGCGACGAACAGUUGAUUAUUUCAAUAACAUUCAGACAAGCUGUCAAAAUUCAUUCAUUGAAAAUAAAAGCCCCAACUGAUAAAGAUAAUCAAGGUGGUUGUGAAACAACCCAAAUAAAUCAUUUAGCAAUUUAUGGUUCACCAAUUGUGACAACAAAUAUGGGAGAUUUCAAGCGUGUAGCUGGAAAAAAAGGAGAAAGCCAUUGA
Molecule: messenger RNA, 696 nt
Organism: Cotesia congregata
Lineage: Eukaryota; Metazoa; Arthropoda; Insecta; Hymenoptera; Braconidae
Source: the annotation of a GenBank genome assembly